AUGGGAAUCAGGAUCGUCCUGGUCGAGGUCUUCCUGGUAUCAUUUCCUCCCCCCCUCCCCCGCCACCAUCGUGUGGUUUAUAUUCUCGAUGAUUUUGAGCCCCACCACAUUUCCGACCAGAAGUCCAGAGAAGCUACAGACACCAUGAGAACAACACUGCAUUUACUCUUGACGUUGAGUUUCUUCCAGACGCUUGUCAACGGUCGUGCGUCGGUGAUGGUCAUCCCCAACAGUUCUCAGUUUUUCGAGUAUGAGAACAUUUUGGUGAGCUGCAAUAGUUCGAGCUCCUGGGAAUGGACGCCGUGGAGAAACGAUACCGACCUUGUGAAGUGCGGAUCGGGCUGGGGCAAACUAAGUGUGUCUACUUGUAACAUAACCACGGUGAAGCUGUCCGAAGGCGGGGUGUUCUGGUGCCAGUCGAAAUACGGAGACAGCAGCAACGGCGUCAACAUCUCCAUAGUCGGUGGACCAGUGAGUCUUCAGAGUCCGGCCGUCCCCGUGACGGAGGGAGAUAACGUCACUCUGAUCUGCAGAACAAAGAUGGCCGACCCCCCCUCUGCUGAUUUCUACAAAGAUGGCGUCUUCAUCGGUGCUGAGUCUGAUGGUCAAAUGACCCUCUACAAUUUUACCAAGUCUAAUCAAGGCGCCUACAAGUGUGGAGUCCAGAAUAAAGGAGAGUCUCCAGAGAGCUGGGUAAUAAUGGAAGGUUAG
Notothenia coriiceps (black rockcod) is the source of this 711-nucleotide messenger RNA. Its product is annotated as sialoadhesin-like. The record is from RefSeq and is a predicted model, not a curated record. Lineage: Eukaryota; Metazoa; Chordata; Actinopteri; Perciformes; Nototheniidae. Gene Ontology annotation, molecular function: transmembrane signaling receptor activity. Gene Ontology annotation, biological process: immune response; cell surface receptor signaling pathway. Bases 1 to 711 code for a protein of 236 amino acids. The transcript has 6 exons. Gene Ontology annotation, cellular component: external side of plasma membrane.